AUUGUCACCUUCCUCCUUAUGCUGGGCCUUGUAAUGGUAAAUUCCAGAGAUAUUUUUACAAUAAAACAAGCAAGCAAUGUGAAAUAUUUACAUAUGGAGGAUGUAAUCAAAAUAAAAAUAGUUUCCACUAUCAAUAUGAUUGUGAAAAUAAAUGUGGAGAAUGUCCUCCAACUUGUACAGCUCAGUUUUGUCUUUUACAUAGAUUUAAUGUUUGUUCAAUGUCACCUUUCCCAGAACCAAAUAAUAAUUGUCCAGGAGGUUGCAGGCUAUCAAGCUGUCAAGCUUAUUAUUAUUCUCCUACAAUUGAACCUCAUCCAAAAGGAGGAGAUUCAUGUACAAAGUGUGAUGGUCAAGAAUUGGAUGUGACAUGUAUGAAGAACUGGGGGACAUGUCUUCGCAUAGCUUAUAUUCAGUCUCCAGAAUAUGAAUAU
Molecule: messenger RNA, 431 nt
Organism: Amphimedon queenslandica
Lineage: Eukaryota; Metazoa; Porifera; Demospongiae; Haplosclerida; Niphatidae
Product: chelonianin-like
Exons: 3
Molecular function (GO): serine-type endopeptidase inhibitor activity
Source: RefSeq, a predicted model, not a curated record